This is a messenger RNA of Acanthosepion pharaonis, 993 nucleotides long. Lineage: Eukaryota; Metazoa; Mollusca; Cephalopoda; Sepiida; Sepiidae. The record is from the annotation of a GenBank genome assembly.
AUGCAGUUAGCCAAGGGUUAUGUGGAGGAAGUGAAAUUCAAAGAUCACGCGCAUGUAUUGAAAUUGACAAGUACAUUACAAGGUGAUCGCUCUGUCUACCUUUCCUUCUUGAGUGUUACGCUUUAUAAUAAGUGGUUGAAACGAGCCCAGAAGGCAACAGCGAAAUUGCCUACAAAAGCUGACUUGUCCAAAUGCCAUCUUGAAUAUUUACCGGAAGCUCUGUUCAUCAAUGAAGAUCUAAAAACACUGAAUCUUCGACAUAACGCUUUAAGGGAACGGCCGAUCGAGGAAGAUAUUUAUAACAUAGGUUGGCUUGAUGACUUACCAAGAUUCUAUAAUCUAUGUACUUUAAAUUUGGCCAACAACGAUUUGAAAAGCUUUCCCCUUGCCAUUUGUAGUAUACGAAGUCUUGUUGAGUUAAAUAUGGCGAGUAACAAACUGGAGGAGAUCCCGUCUGAAAUUGUUGAACUGUGCAGAUUACAGAUUCUUCGUCUGCAUAACAACCACCUGACAUGUCUUCCGGAGGAGAUGGGCAAUAUGAAACGCCUCAGUGUCGUCAUCUUAGCCUUCAACCAUUUCACCACGGUCCCGCAGGUUCUGCUACGCUUGCACGGAUCCUCAGAGACGAUGGACAGUAUCAUAAUGGCCGGCAACUACAUCGAACGACUUCCGGGUGACUUACUCAGUCGGAUGAAACUCAUCAAGAAAAUCGACUUCCGGAUGAAUCGCCUCACUUUGCUGCCCAGUGAAAUUGCCAAAUUCCAGUGCCUGGAGUUCAUGACACACCUGGACAUCCGGGACAAUAAUAUUCAAAAUUUGGAUAUCAGAGCUCUCAAAGGACUUGUCUAUCUCAACUGUGAGCGAAAUUCUAUGUACACUUUGCAAUUGAGUGGAGUCGGUCUAAAAUAUGUCUACGCUGGUCAUAAUGAGCUCAAGUCACUUAACAUUACACCAAAACCGGAAUGGCUAAUCGACAUUGAUAUCUCACAGUAA